UGUCAGAUCUAGAAACUAUUCUUAGCAGCGCAAUACCUUACAAAUUACAGAAGUGAUGUGGUUUUAGAAGUCGGCAAAGUUUUGAACGUAGGAAGCUGCUGCAACACUUGACUGUUUACUGGAUGCAGAAUAAUUUAUUUUCCAUAGAAGUUGUAACGAAAAGCAUAAACUGAUGUGGUAAAACAAUCUCAGACAUAACCGUCUGAGGCAUAUGGAAAGAAUCUCAGAGUAACACAAAACAGAGAGAACUUCUUAAGGGGUGAACUGAACAUUUUACGGGAUUUGUCUAACUCGGUGGAUGUCAAAACUGCUACAAGACUUACAUUAGAAUGUCUGACACAUCUAAAGCCCAGGCAGACAGCGCUACUGCUGUGACAUCUGAUGAUAAAGCAGACGUGAGUGCUGUAAUGUCAGAUUCUACAGCAGAUGUCAGUGCUGAUGUUCCGUCUGUCAUGAUCUCCAGUGCUGGGCUACCUGCUUCUUCAGAUUCCAACCGGGAGAAAGAGCAGCAGGCAUCAGUAAAAGAGUCUGAGAGUGAGAAAGGGAUUAAAGAUGAGCAAGGGGAGGGUGAGAAGAUGCUGCUCAAUCCACUUGCACCAGCAGCGAGUCAGGCUCCUGUGAUGGCCACCUCAUCGUAUAUUGAUCUCAAUGCCCAGCCCAGCAUUGCAAAAGUUAGCAGCUCUCACGAUCUGGUGUUUGAAACAAAGAAGAAAAAAAGGAAAGUUGAUGUCGAUCCAAAUUGUCAUUCUGUGACGUUUACCGUUAAUAUUGCCAUGGCAGUACCAACAGACUCACUAGGAAAGUCAAGAAGAAAACAUACCCAACGUGCUAAGAAAGGUGCCAUCAAUGCGGACGUGGACCUGCAGCAGGACACGGAUGACCAGGCGAGGAAGAAGAAGCGUGUGAUGGAGGCGCCGCGGGCCCAGAACUACUACCACCUGGAGUACGUGCUGCUGCCUGACGAUGACGACCUCACCAAGACCGACCUCGUCACCUACGGCAUGGCCGCCAAGAUCUACAUGGAACGGCACGACGCACGCGUCAUCAAGACCUGGGUCGACGGGGAGGUCACAUGGGUCGCCUGGGCCAACAGCCACACCCUGACAGUGACAAGAGAAGUUUUGCUGCAGAUGUUCAACCACCGCCUGGAGGUGCGGGUGUGGGACACCAAGGACAAAGUCUCCACGCGAGCUCGCUUCGACAGACCCAAGGCUUUCAGACUGCCCCACGGAAAACCUGGUGAGGAUGCUGAUGAAAUUGGUGGAGUUAAAGGCUUGGUACUAAAACAGAUGAAUAGCUUCACAAAAAUACAGCCAGCAAAAGCAGUCGCGGUACGACCUCUACCGACAUUAAUCACAUUUCCCAAAGACAACAUGCAUAGACGAAAAGGCUAUGAAUCUAAAGUAUCCAAGGAUCAGAAGCAACCGUAUUCGCCUCCAAGCAACAAGCGGGAGAAGAGCCCGCAGUCUGCUGCUAGUCCGAGGAGUCCGCGUGACAGAGACACGUUGACGCCCACGCCAAAGGUUCUAAAGGCCAUCAAACUCAAGAAUUCUUGUGGUCAGGAUGUAAGAACCUUCAGCCGACUAGGUAACUUGGCAGGGGCUGAGCGACCAACCAACUCCAGCAAAGGAUCAAAAGGGAGCCGAAAUGAGGAGCGACGUUCCCAGUCGUCUAAGAAGUCGAGUAAAUCUCAUAAAUCACACCCAAGUCCGUCGCGGCCCGAGUCAAUACUUCGUUCUGUAGAGUCAGAGACGUCUAUGACCAAACUGCAUAAGGAAUUAUCAAAGAGGAAAGUUGAUGCCGAGGCCCAUGCGGCCGUGGAACAUGCCAAGGUUAAUGGAGUGUGCAGUGUACCCAUUCGGAUGGCGAUGCUGUUUUCAGGUAUGAGGUGUCUGACUGGCAGGCUGGACAAGCCUGUGGUGGGUAUCGAGGAUAUGUUCGUCACCGUCAGCCUUGACGGGCCACUCAUGUCCGACCAGCAGAAACAGGACCUGAACCCAAUGAUUAUCAAACUGAUCUCUGCCACAGGCCUUCCUCAGACGCCCAUUUCGUACGAAGAACUGCGAUUCAAAUGCCACCCGGUGUACUGCAAGUACACAUUUCACCAACAGCCUGAGCAUCUGACUAGUGGCAAGGAACAUGACAGGAACAUCUACUGGGACGACAUCAAUGUGGUGCUGCUGGGUACGAUGGAACCCAGACAGUUGAAGGAAUACCUAAACGGCCCAGCGAUGGAGAUAGAGGUACACGACAGGGACCGGAAGGAAGAGGAAGUGAGCCUGAAGCCGACACUGUUCGGGGACGAUCUGGAGGAUGAGAAGAUCAGUAACGUUGGAACGGUCGCCAGUAGGAGGACUCUCUAUAACCCUUUCGAAGGUCGCGACAAGCCGUGGGAUCCGUACGGCGUGGCAAGACUUGACUUGUCAGAACUGCUGCUCGGCCACCACUUGCUGUACAUGAAGGUGCCCAUACACAACUGUCUGAUCCCUGACGUGCUCGGGCAGGACGGCAAACACGACGGCAAACUGAUCGGCAUCUCGGGAGCUGUGGACGGGCCAGUUGAUCGUCCUCUUUUAGCUGGUCACUACUUCAAAGCCAGCUCAUCUCUAAAGGUCAAAGUUGAACUGUCGUUUCCUUUGACCAAUCCUCAGCCUUUUGCAAUCCAGCUGUAUGCAUUGACGAAUCAGUGUCCAUUUGGCCGAAUAGUGUUUAUAUUUGAUUACAAAAAUGUGAAGCUGCUACACAAGCUACAGAAGAUGAUCACCGCAAUCAACGCCCAUUCUCUGGAGUUAGACGACAUGCCGGAUCAUGUCAUUGAUGCAGCUCUCUCCACCUACAAACUAUCUGAUAAGCAGAUAAGCAGUCCGAGUCUGGAUAUUAUCACAGGAUUCCAAGUGAUGGAUGGAAGUAUGCACAUGUAUGUCCUGGAGGGCUUGAUUGACAAGGCUGUUCACCUUCUCUGGGAGGCACUGCCACAGCCAGAAAAUGAAGAUGUAAGGGUGCUUUUCAACUCGGACGUCAGCUUCAGCUCCAGGCUAUAUGGACCGCUGGAUGUCGACUUGUGUCGUAUCAAGCUGCACGAACCCCUGUCUAUAAUCACUGAACAGUCGCUCCUGUAUGUCAGAGACAUGGUUCCAAAACCCUGCUUCCAGGCUCUCGUCAAACUGAAGGAGCUGAGCACGAUGAAGACCCUGAAGGAUGCGGUCAGAAACGACGUUUUCCCUACAACUGAGAUGAUUAUUUCUAUGAGCAGAGAGUUUGGUGUGCCUCUCACAGUUAAGGACUUCGAAGAGCUACAAGACAUGAGUGACAAGCUGCCCGUACUGUCCUCCGAGAAGCUAGUGUCUCGUCCUCAUACCAGUCGACAGUGGACCCCCAUCGACAACUUCAACGAAGAGUUCCUCAAACGCAUCGGCGAGCGGAAAAACACGUCACCAGCCAGCAAUUUCAUCAAGGACAAUAUUGAUGAUGUCCAUGUACACAGCAUCAAGAACCGACAGGACCGCGAGAAGACAAAACCAGUGAUGGUACAAGUGGACGCAAACCCUGCUCACAAUUACAGCACGCAGAGACUCAAUACUGGCGUGUUGGCUGCGGAGAAAAUCAGGCUGAUGUUGGCUCAGAAUCCCGACACUCGCUACACCUACUCACAGGCCUACAACAACAUGACUGUGAUUCCCGUGGACCCGGAGGAGUUCAGGAAAGAAGAGCUUGAGAAUAUGAGGAGCCGGUGGCGAACCGACAGCGGCUUCAUCUACCCCGGCAAGAAGACGAUGAUCCAGAGCAAUGUCCACCCGGACAAGCCCGAUGACGCCAGGCUGGAAGAGCUCACUUACCCAUGGAAAGAGAAUAUCCUGCAUGUGAACAUCUUACAGUCUCCACUGAAGCGUGAACGAUUCCCAUGGGACUAUCGCCACCAUGACAUAGAGCUCUACCGUCGACCUCUACCUGACUUUGGUGUUACCCAGCCCAUGACCAUUCACCUAGCCGGAGAGAAACUCCGACAGGAGAAACUGCAGGAGAAACUGCAGGACUUGAAAACGUGGCAGUCGAAGAUCGUCGUGGACGACACGGCACAUCACGUUCACAGGGUUCUCCCCGAGACGGAAAUGAGAGACCGGGGGUUCUACUCCAGCAACCAGAUCGACCGGCUCCAGGGACUGCUCAAGGAUCCGCCCAUCAAGCACACACUCUGCAAGCCGGGUCUCGUGUUGAGGAAAAUCCCACCACUGAAUGUCGUGCUCAACCCGAAGGUGGACACCGACGCCCGGGCUGAGGGUCUGCCACUGUUUUCGGCUGUCAGGGGGGAGGAGGUGGAGAAGACAAGAGGGUUCAAGCCCGGUCCAUUCAUCACCAGGAGUUGGCUGAUGGAAAACAACAAGAUCCCAGCGGUGGAUUACGAGCAUGGCAAGUUAAUUAAACUGAAAGGCAAAGAUUUCAAUUUGUACAAUAGAGAUUGCCAGUACCUUUUUAAACGCAACAUUGAGCCUUUAUCAGAGGAAGAUCGGGACAAUCACCUGUUCUAUGCUGUACCAGCAGACAGCGGAAAAUCAGUUGACAGCUUCAACGAUUCUGGAAUUGUGCCCGACAUGGCUGAAAGGUCAUACACACAACCUGCAUUUGGUAGUCCCUCCGAUGUGACCUUGACCUGCACGUCCCCCGAUCUGAAGCCCUAUACACAAGGCAAGAAGCUGCUGGAUUCAGUGGCUUGUUAAUACAUGGAUGAUCUUAGCUGGUGAUGUGUAUCAGUGUCAUUUUAGUGUCGAGCAUAUCUGUGAUUUUUUUGGUGAUUUUUUACAGUGCCUGAACCUUACAUAAUUAUAGUGUUUGUGUUUUAACAGUUGAGAAGUUUUGAUCUCACCAUAUGAAUAUUAGAUGACACAUUUUUAAUGCAGGUUACAAAACCUUCAGCUGAGGAAUGAAAAACAAAAAUGUUUUCUUUAAUUUACUUUGAUACUAUGAACACUACAAAUCCAUUUGCUCAGACCAAGCUACGAGGCUGUUAUUAACAAGGUGUGUGUGGAUGUAUUGUGUCAGUUACUUUAAUUGCAGGGUCUCUUUACAAUUGAGAUGAUUUACACGUGUUUAUGGGCAAUCCCUGUUUAUAUUUAAACUGAAAACUUGACAAUGUUUUGUUUUGUUUACAAAAUCCCUACUGAAACCAGUAUUCUGUCUCAAGUAAGAUCAUAACAUUAAUGCAUGUGCCUUGAGUUCAUAAUGUCUCCCAAAAAAAGAAAAUUAAUACUCGUUCACAGAAAGCAAAUCCCUAUUCAAAUGCUGCCAGUUAGUUGUACAUCUAAAAACCUUAUGAAUUUAACUUUGACACUUUUUGACAGACAUUUUUUCGAAUUAACAUAAUACUAUUUAUUUUAUUGUUUGGGAAAUUUCUGACUCAUCUUGACAAUUUACCAUGUAUUGUUUACUCCUGACUGUUUGACAAGUUUAAAAAAAAAAAUACAGAUGUUUUUUCAGUGAUAUUUAUUAUGUUUCACUGUAUUAGGAUCACAUUACAAUAAUGAUUUUAUGCAGUCCAUAUCGAUAUGUUUUUAUAUUAUUUUAUUAUUGUUAUUAUUAUUAUUAUUUUAUUUUAUUUUAUUUUAUUUUUUUAAAUUAUUCACAUGCAUACUGAUGACCCAAAAUAAAGAACAGUGACAUUUUAUUCAUGUCUGAACAUAAUCUCCAUAUUUUAUUCGCUGUUGUUUACUUCUGCUGUUUUUGAAGAACUACAUUUUCUUGAAUUGCAUAAAAUUAAUUUGAAGCUUUCAAACACUAUAAGACCAGAAACAUGCUGUAUUUAUCAAAAUUGAAAAGUUAAAUAAGAAGUUGUGUAAGUAAUCUAUAUGUAACAAUUAAAAAGGUUGUAAUAUCCAACAACAUUAUACAUGUACACUGCCUAAUUAUGAACAGUGCCUUUAAUAUAAAAAUGUGCACAUGCAGUAACUAUGAACUUUUUUCAUGAUGUUUGUGAUUGUUGAUACACAUGUACCUUCCUAUUUGUUUCUUACUGUGUCUGUACAUUUAACCUUUCCCCAUACAGUCAUUGAACCACAGUUCCAAGCCGUGGCCUUUCGUUUAUCUUAUAGUUUAGGUUUCAGUAGAUACUAUAAAAAUGUAGCAUUACUUCUCAUUGAAAUGUGAAAACCAAAGCAUUAAAUAUUCUGUUACUUUAUAAUUACAUUACUGUUGAUUAUCCAGAACCCUGUUCCAUCAAAUUAUAAUACUAAAAACCCAGCCAACCGGACAUCAGUUUUUGGCAACAUUUGUCUUUGCUUUGUUUCACAUAUGAACAAUAAAAAUGUUCAAAGUGAGAAACAUUUUGUUUAAUGGUUUUUCCAAGACAGAAUGUGCAAACCAAAUAUAUCUCUGGCGCCAGAAUAAGAUGAAUGAGUCUCUUGUGGCAAGAACAAUUAUAUUUUUACAAUUAAGACUGCUGACCAACUAUUUUUGUUUUGUUUUGAUGUGCACUUGUUAAUGAAUAUGCAUAGUGAUUAUUAUGUGAUACUUAAUGCUGCUGUCUCCCUUGUUUGUUUAAUAUAUACAAGUCAUGUGUAUUGUUAAAAGAUAUUUUUUAUAACAAUGUAAAAUAAUGUUUUAAUAUUUGUUUGAUCUCAUAAUGAAAACCAGGAAUAUAGCUUAACAUGUUUUUGAGUGUAGUAACUUAGUUUUGCCGGAUUAAAUGCAUCACUUGUAAUAAGUUAUACAGGGGAGUCAUUUUACAGCUUUUUUUUAUUUUAAUUUGAUAAUUUGUAUAAAAUAAUUUUUAUAGUUAUGAUGUAAAAUGCUGAAGAGUUACCUUUAUUCAAGUGUGGUGUAGAAUUUUCAGCUUUUUAAAUACCAUUUCAGUUUUUAUGAUUAAAUUCCUGUGUCAUAUUAAAAGCUAUAUUUGACAAUCUCAGUUAAGGUUUUAGUUUUUGAUAAGGAGUUGGUGUACUGGAUUGAAUGCUUGCUAGCUGUGAAUAAAAUAAAGCUAUAAAGAUAAACACACUAAGAUGUUAGUAAUAACUGAAUGACUGGCCUCAGUGGUGUAAUGGUUAAUCCAUCAGGUUCAGGGCUGGUAGGUGCUGGGUUCGAUUCCCAGUACCAGUCCAAGAAAGUAUUUAACAGCUUGCUGGAAAUGUGUAAAGUCACCACAUCGACUUCUCUCCAUAAACAGUAACCACUGUUCUGGACAGACAGUCCAAAUAUCUGAAGGAAUUUGUAGCCAGAACAGCACGUUUUAACGUUAAUUUGGUAUUAACAUGGUGUAGGGUGGGGUCUUGUUUAUUUAACAUGAGUGUUGUCUGAUUGCCUGUAAUAAUGUUUAGUGUAUAUCUUGUAAUAUAGCAAUGUACAUAAUUAUGUCUGUAUUUAUUUUGUAUAUUUACUUUUUUGUUCCAUUUUAAUGGACAAACCAAAUCUGUGGUACAGAGCUGCUGAAAUUGUACAGUAUUCGACUAAUGUAUAUUUUCGUGUGUCUGUUGUUAACCUUCUCCGUCGCUGCAUCAUAGGACAGUCAUUGUUCCAUGUGUAUCGUGAACCUUAGGUGGGGACUAUACACAAAACUGACUUUUUCACAUAUCUUGCUUAUUAUACAAUAUUACAAUAUCAUUUCGCAAAAUGUAUACAUUGAGUUGUGAGUGCUAUAUUGUAAUAUAAACUUGCCAAAUUUGUUACCUUUUCAAGGUUAAAUUUAAAUUUGUAGAUAGCUAAAUUCUACUCAACCUGACUGCUGUACCAUACAUUAAAGACAUUUUAAAGCUUAAAAUGAAAAUAAUCUUUAAAUGGUUAUUGUUUUUUUAAAAACUUACAAAAACCCAUUAAAAUAUAGAUUGCUUCAUAAUAAAAAGACCUGUAAGUGACCAGCCAGUAACUUGAUAUGAAUUAUUAAAACAUGGUAAAACUUUUUUUGUAUAAUAUUAUAUUUGUUUGACAUUUAUAAUGUGACUUUCAGUAUUCUGAAACGUUUCCCCCUAAUCAGAAAUCUUAUUUGCUGGUGCAAGUAUAAUGAUUAAGUUUUAUAUUUUGGUACAAUAAAAAGAAUAUCACUGGACCUUUUGCUUAAAAAACCCACAAACCUGUCUAUAAUAGAACUUCUGUAUGUUAACCAGUGUGUGUGUGUGUGGUUGGUUGGUUGGUUGGUUGGUUGGUUGGGUGUGUGUGUGUGUGUGUGUGUGUGUCAGUGAGUGUGUGCAUCCGUUUGUGCAUGCAUGUACACGUAUUAUGCAUUUUCAUGAUUUUUGUGCUUUUGUUUACGUUUUUACUAAAGUAAUGAAUGUUGGUUUGGAAGACAGGGUCAUCAGCAGUUCCACUAACAUAACAAAAAGAAAUAUCUUCCACUCUUUGUUUAUGGACUAUGCCCAGGGCAGUGGAUUUAAAACACAAAUGAUUAUUAAUAUAAGCUUAGCUGCCUCGUGAUUAACAGUUUCUCAUGUAACUCGUAUAAAAUAUCAUUUAUGAAUGUUUAGAUAUACAGUUUUUAUGUCUCACAUAUAGAUGGUCUCAUUAACUGGCUUCAUGGUGGACUAUUAUAAACACUAAUGCAAUAAAUAGUUUACCUGUGACUUUUGACUUAAUUAUUAUACAAAGCAUAUCUGAAUGGUUUUAGUCUACUACAAUAUCAAGUGGUCAGAUACAGGUGUUAGUUUGUGUAAGUGAGAUAUUUAAUUCAAUAAAAUCCUUUUAAAAAUUUAAUAUUAGUAUUUUAUAAAAUAUUUUAAAAUAUAAAACAUGUAAAUAGAUGAACUUGUGAUACUGGCAUUGGUACUUUAAAUAUAUACGUGUGUACUUUUAUUCAGUUUAGUGUUGUUGUAUAAGAAUGUAUUAUUUAUAAAUAUAUUUUAAUGUGUGCUUGAUUAUCACUAACUUUAUUAUUUCAAGUUUGGGCAGAACUAUUGUUAUUUUAUCCCAGUGGUAAAACAAUGUUGCUCAAAUAUUCAAUAAACUUUACACAAUGCAUGUUGUAUGUACUUGGUACCAAACAACACAAUAACGGAUUUGGUCAAUUAUUGAACCCCCCAAUUCUCAGCUUUACAUAUACACGAAGUCAAUAAAGUAUUAAAAGAUGACAGAAAAUAUC
Molecule: messenger RNA, 9055 nt
Organism: Gigantopelta aegis
Lineage: Eukaryota; Metazoa; Mollusca; Gastropoda; Neomphalida; Peltospiridae
Exons: 23
Coding region: 330-4715 (1461 amino acids)
Source: RefSeq, a predicted model, not a curated record